UUUCACUUCUCAUUCAAGUUCCCCCCAUUUUCUCAGAUCAUUCUGAUGUUCUGAUGUUCUGAUCAUCACUCUCUAUUUCUUCUUGAUACAUUUUCCAGAUUCGCACCAAGCACUCUUCUUCCUCUUCCUCUUCCUCUUCAGCAGCAAUGUCAGGUCACCACAAGGGCAAGAAGCUCAAUAGCGCAACAAUCAACCGCCAAGUCAAUGCCGCAGAGUACGCCGUGCGUGGCGAAAUCCCCAUCCGCGCAGAGCAGCUCGCCACAGAGCUCAAGCAGAACGCAGCGUCGCUGCCCUUCAAGCAAAUCACCCGCUGCAACAUUGGCAACCCCCAGGAGCUCCAGCAAAAGCCGCUGACCUUCUUCCGCCAGAUCUGCGCACUGCUCGAGUACGACGAUCUCUUGCACGAGCGCAACCACGCCCACGUCGCGUCCCUCUUCCCCGCAGAUGCGAUCGCCCGCGCGCGAAGCAUGCGCGCCAACAUUGCCAGCAUGGGCGCCUACACCCACUCGCAGGGCCUCAAAUUCAUCCGCGACAACGUCGCCAACUUUAUCACCGCGCGCGACAACGUCGGGCCGGCAGACCCCAACGACAUUUUCCUCACCAACGGUGCCAGCGACGGUGUCAAGACGGCCAUGCAGAUGCUCAUUCAAAACCGCAACUCUGGCAUCAUGAUCCCCAUUCCCCAGUAUCCCCUUUAUUCGGCCACCCUAUCCCUGCUCGACGGCACGCCCGUUCCCUACUAUCUCGACGAGGAGAAGGGCUGGGAUCUUUCCAUUGACGAGCUCAGCCGCAGCAUUGCGGAGGCCCGCGCUCAGAACGUGGAUGUCCGCGCGCUGGUCGUCAUCAACCCAGGCAACCCCACUGGCGGUGUGCUGUCCAUGGAGAGCAUGCGUGGCAUUGUGGAAUUGUGCCACCGUGAGCACUUGGUUUUGCUGGCCGACGAAGUCUACCAGACCAACGUCUACCAAGACCAGCGCCCGUUCGUCUCCUUCCGCAAGGUGCUCAAGUCCAUGGGCCCCGAGUUUAGCAAUGUCGAGCUCAUCUCCUUCCACAGUGUCUCCAAGGGCUUUAUCGGCGAGUGCGGCAAGCGUGGCGGCUACAUGGAAAUGAUUGGCAUUGAUGCCUACGUUCGCGAGCAAAUCUACAAGGUGGCCUCCAUCUCGCUCUGCCCCAACGUGCAAGGUCAAGUGAUUGUCGACCUGAUGGUCAACCCGCCCAAGGAAGGCGAGCCCUCGUACGAGCUCUAUGCCCGCGAGCGCGACCAGAUUCUCGGCUCGCUCAAGGACCGCUCGCUCUUCCUCGUCGAUACCUUCAACAAGAUGGAGGGCGUCACCUGCCAGCCGGCUCAGGGCGCCAUGUACACCUUCCCUCAAAUCCGUCUGCCCAAGAAGGCUGUCGAAGCUGCCAAGGCUGCGGGCAAGGCUCCCGACUCGUUCUACUGCAUGGCACUGCUUGAGGCGACUGGUGUGUCUGUCGUUCCUGGCACUGGAUUCAAGCAACGCGAGGGCACCUACCACUUCCGCUGCACGUUCCUGCCCCCACAAGACACCUUCCCUGCCUUCACCGAUGCGAUUGUUCGGUUCCACAACGAAUUCAUGGCCAAGUACAAGGACUAGACUUGGAGGUUUUGAACGGUUUCGCCGCGUUCUGUUUGCGACGGUGGGGGCCUCCUCCCCCAAUCCAUUGUUUUUGUCCAUUUGUUCCAAUACACAGUGUCUGUUAAUGUUGGU
Molecule: messenger RNA, 1730 nt
Organism: Capsaspora owczarzaki ATCC 30864
Lineage: Eukaryota; Filasterea; Ministeriida; Capsasporidae
Product: alanine aminotransferase
Exons: 4
Coding region: 147-1616 (489 amino acids)
Biological process (GO): biosynthetic process
Molecular function (GO): pyridoxal phosphate binding; L-alanine:2-oxoglutarate transaminase activity
Source: RefSeq, a predicted model, not a curated record